CUUGAAGAUCGCUCUGUGGUCCCUCGAGAUGUGGUCAGACAUAUGAGCUCCAGCGACAGCCAGUGUGGGACUGUAAUUGAUGUCAACAUAGAGUGUGCUGUGAAGCUGGUAGGAACCAACUGCAUCCUCUACCCUGUCAACAGCAAAGACCUGCAACAUAUCUGGCCCUUCAUGUAUGGUGACUAUAUAGCCUAUGACUGCUGGUUGGGCAAGGUCUAUGAUUUGAAGAACCAGGUCAUCCUGAAGCUUUCCAAUGGAGCCAGGUGUUCUAUGAGCACAGAAGAUGGAGCCAAGCUGUAUGAUGUUUGUCCUCAUGUCAGUGACUCGGGUCUCUUCUUCGAUGAUUCAUAUGGCUUUUAUCCUGGGCAAGUCCUCAUUGGGCCUUCUAAAGUCUUCUCCAGUGUACAGUGGCUCUCAGGUGUGAAACCUGUUCUGAGCACAAAGAGCAAGUUCAGAGUGGUGGUGGAGGAGGUACAGGUGGUAGAGCUAAAGGUUACUUGGAUCACUAAAAGCUUCUGUCCUGGAGGUACUGACAGUGUGAGCCCUCCUCCCUCAGUAAUUAGCCAGGAGAACCUGUCCAGGGUAAAGCGUCUGGGGUGCUUUGACCAUGCCCAAAGGCAGCUUGGGGAAAGGUGCCUCUAUGUGUUCCCGGACAAAGUGGAACCUGCAAAAAUCACCUGUGAAUGCCCUGAGAGGAACUGUGUCCUGGGUGAAGGAUCAGUUGCCAAAAAGGUGAGGCGACUGCUGAAGAAACAGAUAGUGAAGAUCAUGUCAUGCUCCCCAGAGUCUCAGGGUACCGGCGAAGCCCCUGACAAAGAGUCUGCUGCAGUUGCAGACCAAAAAUCAGAAGAGCUUAAGCCUGGAUCAAAGUGUGAGCUGGAUGACUCUUCGAACAGUGCACCGAGUCCUGGAGAGAGAAAGGAGGAGCCGCCUGAAGAAAUGGGGAAGGAGAAAGGGGGAGCAGCAGCGCGACAGCAGCAGCACCCCUUUCUGCUGAAAGACGAGGGGUCGUCUGACUACCGGCUUCAGUCCAUGGAGCAAGAUGCUGAUGAUGAGGCAGCUGAUGACACAGAUGACACUAGCUCUGUCACCUCUUCUGCUAGCUCCACUGCAUCUUCCCAGAGCGGCAGCGGCACUGGCCGCAAGAAGAGCAUCCCUCUUUCCAUCAAAAACUUGAAGCGGAAGCACAAGAAGAAAAAGACCAAGAUUUCACGAGAGUUUAAGCCAGGAGACAGGGUUGCUGUAGAAGUGGUGACCACGAUGACUUCAGCAGAUGUGAUGUGGCAGGAUGGCACCGUGGAGACAAACAUUCGCUCCAAUGAGCUGAUUCCAGUCCAUCAUCUGGACAACAACGAGUUCUGCCCUGGGGAUUUUGUGGUGGACAAAAGAGCUCAGAGCUCCCAAGACCCCGGGUUGUAUGGAGUCGUCCAGUCUGGUGACCAUAUUGGCCGUACUUGUGUGGUGAAGUGGUUCAAGCUGAAAUCCAGCGGAGAUGAUGUGGAGCUGAUCGGGGAGGAGGAGGAUGUGAGCGUGUAUGACAUCGCUGAUCAUCCAGACUUCCGCUUCCGCACUACUGACAUUGUGAUUCGCAUUGGCAACUCGGAUGGAGCCACAGCUAAGGAAGACGAG
Tauraco erythrolophus (red-crested turaco) is the source of this 1629-nucleotide messenger RNA. The record is from RefSeq and is a predicted model, not a curated record. NCBI's taxonomy places the organism in Eukaryota, Metazoa, Chordata, Aves, Musophagiformes, Musophagidae.